AUGGCUAGAACAUUCUUCGUUGGUGGUAACUUCAAGAUGAACGGUACCAAGGCUUCCAUUAAGGAAAUCGUUGAGAGAUUGAACUCUGCUUCGAUUCCAUCCAACGUGGAAGUUGUGAUUGCUCCUCCAGCUGCCUACUUGGACCACGCUGUCUCUUUGAACAAGAAGGCUCAAGUCAGUGUUGCUGCCCAAAACGCAUACUUGAAGGCUUCCGGUGCUUUCACUGGUGAAAACUCUGUGGAGCAAAUCAAGGAUGUUGGUGCCGAAUGGGUUAUCUUGGGUCACUCCGAAAGAAGAACGUACUUCCACGAAACCGAUGAAUUCAUUGCUGACAAGACCAAGUUCGCUUUGGACAGCGGUGUCAAGGUUAUCCUAUGUAUUGGUGAAACCUUGGAAGAAAAGCAAAAGGGUAUCACUUUGGAAGUUGUCCAAAGACAAUUGCAAGCUGUUUUGGACAAGGUCCAAGACUGGACCAACGUUGUUGUUGCCUACGAACCAGUCUGGGCUAUUGGUACCGGUUUGGCUGCUACCUCUGACGAUGCUCAAGACAUCCACCACUCCAUCAGAGAAUUCUUGGCCAAGAAGUUGAACAAGGACACCGCUGAAAAGAUCAGAAUCCUAUACGGUGGUUCCGCUAACGGUAAGAACGCUGUCACCUUCAAGGACAAGGCCGACGUUGACGGUUUCUUGGUUGGUGGUGCUUCUUUGAAGCCAGAAUUCGUUGACAUCAUCAACUCCAGAGUCUAA
Messenger RNA from Kluyveromyces marxianus DMKU3-1042, 747 nucleotides. RefSeq names its product triose-phosphate isomerase TPI1 (gene TPI1). The transcript has a single exon. Lineage: Eukaryota; Fungi; Ascomycota; Saccharomycetes; Saccharomycetales; Saccharomycetaceae. The record is from RefSeq and is a predicted model, not a curated record. The coding region runs from base 1 to 747 and encodes 248 amino acids. Gene Ontology annotation, cellular component: cytosol. Gene Ontology annotation, molecular function: triose-phosphate isomerase activity. Gene Ontology annotation, biological process: glyceraldehyde-3-phosphate biosynthetic process; gluconeogenesis; glycolytic process.